AUGUAUUUUGUUAAAGAGGGAUAUGGAUGGACGGAAAAUCCAGCUAAAAAGUGGCAGGGAAAUCCGGCGAAGCAACGACAAGAUACUCAUCGAUAUGUGGCUGCGUCAACUUCAGAUCUGAUCGUUUUUCUACCGAAGUCUACAGAUCCAUUCGUCCACUUUUCCGAUCACCUGUACCGGUUUUCUGUUGCAGAUCAUAAACGGGUUUUUGCUGAAGAAGGAUUGCAGCAAUGGCGCCGACAACCUUGCGGAAGGCUAUUGGAGCGGUGA
Messenger RNA from Lactuca virosa, 270 nucleotides. NCBI's taxonomy places the organism in Eukaryota, Viridiplantae, Streptophyta, Magnoliopsida, Asterales, Asteraceae. The record is from the annotation of a GenBank genome assembly.